CAUUACUCAUUGAAAAACAUACGCCUUUUUCCCUUUUACCUUUCCAUCUAUUGUCUAAUAUAAUUUUUAAGGGUACUUUCUUCUUUCUUUGUUUCUCUUGAGCUCAUAAGAAAAAAAAAAUAUACAUAUUUAUAAAGUUUCAUGCAAAAAUGGCUAUUGAUUGCAUGAGAAACAUACCUCUUACUACCACAAAAACCUACCAAAACUCAAAAAACGAGUCACAACUUGUAUUCGAUUCCUCAAUUCUUAGCCAUCAACGUAACAUACCACAACAAUUUAUAUGGCCAGAUGAUGAGAAGCCAAGCCUCAUUGACCCGGAAGAGUUGCCAGUUCCCCUCAUUGACCUCCAGGGUUUCCUUUCAGGGGAUUCCCAGGCAACCCUGGAGGCUUCAAAGCUAGUGGGUGAGGCUUGCCUUAAGCAUGGGUUUUUCCUAGUUGUGAAUCACGGUGUUGAUUCCAAGUUGGUUAAGGAUGCCCACAACUUGAUGGAUGAUUUCUUUGACCAACCCUUGACUCAGAAAGAGAAGGCUCAAAGGAAGUUUGGUGAGCAUUGUGGCUAUGCUAGUAGCUUCACCGGUAGAUUUUCUUCAAGUCUUCCUUGGAAGGAGACUCUCUCCUUCCAAUUCUCUCCUCCCUCUACUAACAAUGAGUGUUCAUCCUCUUCCAACAAAGUUGUCCAAGAAUACUUCAACAAUAAAUUGGGUGAUGAUUUCAAUCACUUAGGGAAGGUGUACCAAGACUAUUGCGAGGCGAUGAGCACGCUAUCCCUAGGAAUCAUGGAGUUGCUAGGACUAAGCAUGGGAGUAGGAAGAAAACCAUUUAGGGAGUUUUAUGAAGACAAUGAAUCAGUGAUGCGAUUGAAUUACUAUCCACCAUGUCAAAGACCAGACCUUACACUCGGUAUCGGCCCUCAUUGUGAUCCAACAUCGCUAACAAUCCUUCAUCAAGAUCAAGUUGGAGGUCUUCAAGUGUUUGCAGAUGGAAAAUGGCGUUCGAUAUCACCCGAUUUCAACGCUUUUGUCGUCAACAUUGGUGACACUUUCAUGGCCCAAUCGAAUGGAAUAUAUAAGAGUUGCCUGCAUAGAGCAGUGGUGAAUAGUGAGAAACCAAGGAAAUCACUAGCAUUUUUUCUAUGCCCAAGCAAGGACAAAGUGGUAAAACCACCAAGAAAACUUGUAGACAAUGAGAACAACCAAAGGAAAUAUCCUGAUUUCACAUGGCCUAUGUUGCUAGAAUUUACACAAAAGCAUUAUAGAGCUGAUAUGAAUACUUUAAAAGUGUUCUCUAAAUGGGUUCAACAACAAAGAACUUAAGUGGUGGAAAUAUAAAUGUGACCUAUGUUGGAAGUUAGCCCUUAUUUAGUAAACUCCUUAAUUUAUUUGGAAAAAAUACAAGACAUUAUUGGAAAUUGAAGGAAAGAGGAGAUAUAAAUGGUGCAUGAUCACAGUAAAAAAGGAAAGUUUCCAUGGUAGUUUGGAGAUUGAAAUUAUGAAGCUAUGCAAGUUUUAUUUCUUUCUUUGCUUUAUUAUUUAGAUAAGUAGUAGUAGUAGUAGUAUUAGUAGUUGGAAUUAGGUUGAGGUAUUGAGUGGUAUAAUGCGAGAGUAGAGAUAGAUAAUCAAAUUUUGGCUUUUAUUUCAUGUAUAAAAUUCGAUGGAAUAAUAUAUCAAUCUUAUUGUGAUUCUCGAGUGAUGAAUUAAAAUCUUUAAAUUGUUGAUGAUUAAAAGU
This is a messenger RNA of Chenopodium quinoa (quinoa), 1725 nucleotides long. Its product is annotated as gibberellin 20 oxidase 2-like. The transcript is spliced from 3 exons. Gene Ontology annotation, molecular function: gibberellin 20-oxidase activity. Gene Ontology annotation, biological process: flower development; gibberellin biosynthetic process; unidimensional cell growth. Lineage: Eukaryota; Viridiplantae; Streptophyta; Magnoliopsida; Caryophyllales; Amaranthaceae. Bases 150 to 1313 code for a protein of 387 amino acids. The record is from RefSeq and is a predicted model, not a curated record.